Ceratitis capitata (Mediterranean fruit fly) is the source of this 561-nucleotide messenger RNA. It is a transcript of the gene mRpL34, whose product is annotated as 39S ribosomal protein L34, mitochondrial. The record is from RefSeq and is a predicted model, not a curated record. Gene Ontology annotation, biological process: translation. Gene Ontology annotation, cellular component: ribosome; mitochondrial large ribosomal subunit. The transcript is spliced from 3 exons. Gene Ontology annotation, molecular function: structural constituent of ribosome. Lineage: Eukaryota; Metazoa; Arthropoda; Insecta; Diptera; Tephritidae. The coding region runs from base 261 to 509 and encodes 82 amino acids.
GAUUGGUAAUUUAUUGUAGAGCUGCAAAGACGAUUUUAGUGAAUCGAUUUUUGAAAAAGAAAUUGAUAAAAUGAAAACAAAGGAUUUAAUUCACCUUUAUUCUUCAAACACCGAAUAGUUCUAUUGAGGACUCGUCUAUCCGAAUCUUGGGAGGCAAACUACCAAAAGUCGAUAUUGAAAUCGGUUUUUUUGCAAUUCCAAUUUGUCUAAACCGUGCUUUUAUAAGGUGAUGUAAAGAUUGGAAAAGUAAUUUUUUUAAAAUGUUUUUUUCAAAUCUGUUAAGCAGACCACUCUUUGGUGCUAUAAGUUUGCUACAAACAUCUGUAUACAGAAAUGCACAUGUUUUCAAUAGGGCGAUACUGAAACCUAAAGUACGUUGCCAUUUCCCAAAGCCCCGAGAAGUGAAACGUAUUAAUGUGCACGGGUGGGAAUCACGAAUGUCAACUCCAGAAGGACGCCGUGUAUUAAUGCGCCGAAUCCUUAAAGGAAGACAUGUACUGUCUCAUUAGUAUAUUGCCUUGGCUAACUAUUACAAAGUAAAUAUAUUCUGAUUUUAAAAUA